AUGUCUCUCAAUGGGUUAGACAAUCCCGCCGUCUUAGAAGCCUAUCAGGUUGCUUUGAAUGAAGCGGGAGGAUGGUUCCUGCUCCAUUACGUCGCCAGAGAUGAAGUCGCUCUGUUCGAACGAGGAACGGGCGGCGUCCCCGAGGUCCGCACCACAAUUGACGCCUACGAGGAGGUCUCGCCCUUGUAUGGCUUUCUUCAGUAUCGUCGCCGGAAGGUAGUGUUAAGCUAUCUGCCCGAGGGCCUGUCUCGACUCGUCCAAGCCCGUACCACUGUCCAGUUCCAGUCCAUUCUUGAUAAAUUCUCGCCCCACGAUACCGUCUUCACUCUGGCGCAAUCCUCCCAACUCACCGAGAGCGCCUUGUCGUCCGCAUGUCUGCUUCACACUGCUUCAGGUUCUAUCACCUCCUCCUCGAGCUCACUCCGCCGUCGCAGGCUGAUGGAGAUCGCGGAAGACGCAGAAGAAAACACCGUUACUCGGGAUGCGUUGCCGGCGCAGUCCCCCGUUGGCAACACCCGACAAAGGUCUUUCAGUCAAUUAUCGGAUGCCACGAUCGUGGCCCCUCCGGCGCCCUCGGACGCGCAGCCUCCUCCUGUCCCCAGUGAUCCGCCUGCACCUCCCGCCGCGGCCAUUGUCACGAUCCCCGAGACCCCUGCGACUGACGUUGCGCAGCCCGCCCCGUCCGUAGAACGGGGUGUCGAUGUCGAGCGUGCGUCCUCGCGUGCAUCCUCGCUAAGGAAUUUCCGCGAGGAGCUGUCCCACCCCUUGACGCCUUCUGAGUCGCGAAAAUCCACCCAGUCCGCCAGACCGUCGUUACGAGACCUGGAGCUCACCGGUACCUACCCCCAAAAGGUCAAACGUGGCCCCCGGCCCUCGGUAGACGUGAAUGGGCGACCGCGCACGGCAGGAAAUCUGUCUCGAAGCAUCGAACAGCAGCGGCCGGUCGCCUCCUUGCCCGCUGGCAUUCGAUCGUCGUCGCUGCGGAAGACCAGCCCGCCCACUGCGCGGCCCCGGUCGCAGGGCAACACCGCCGCCGCUGCCACCCCCGGCAAACGGGCCCCUCCCGUUCCUCCGUUACUCGUCCCUCCACUUUCGACGCCCAUCUCCCGACCCCAAAUAUCUCCGGGGGCCAAGUCCUUGAGUGCUCUCUCGUCGGGAACCUCGCACGAGAGGGAAAGGCUCAUGAAGGCAUUGCAGCUUCGCAGGACACAAUUGGAGAAGAAGGCGCAAGGAGCGGGUAAUAACAAGCCCUCGAAGGCCGCGGACGGGGGAAGGCAGCAACGGCAGAAGGAGCAGCCGACGACGAGUCCCAGGGAGGACAACAAGGAGAAUCGGGAGAAGAGUACGAAUGGCGAUGGCAAGCAUGAAGAAAAGCCGGCUGUGAUCGAGCCAAGCAGAUCGCUUACCCCUUUGGCGGAACCUCGGCCAGCCCCUAUUCUUGCUACGGAGCUGAUGGAGCAAUCCCCUGGGGCGGAGACGGCCCCCUUAUCCUUAAGGCAGCCCACCCCCGAGCCAGCGCCGACGGAAAUAAAGGAGAGCGUCUCCCAGGAGGCCGACGAGGGUCCGUCCGACGUGCCGGUAUCUACUAUCACUCCUACUUCUACGUCUCCGACGCAACCCUCCACCGACCGUAGCCAAAUCUCGGCGAAGGAGGCGUCUCCAGAAGCACAGACUACUCUCCGCCAACCUGAAACAGACGCUGGCCAAGCUGACCCGGCCCUGCUUGAUGCUAAAAGUGGCCCCGGCUCGCCUAGCGCCGUCGUCGACGUCCCACCAGAGCCCGAAUCCCUGAAGGCUCCAGAAGAAAUUAUUACACCUUCCCCACCAGCCGAAAACCCUGUCAUUUCCGGUGCGCUGGACGACGACGCGACAGGGGAAUCGACCGCAUCACCGAUCCCACCCCAGUCCCUCCCUCUGCCGACCUCGCCGUCGCCCUCGCCGCCCCCUGGUUCGUCGCGGCCACCCUCCAUCCCUGAAAUUGCCCCGACCGUCAUCGCAUCGGAGACCCCCGAGCCGCAGCAUGACCUAACCGCAGCAGCCCCUGAACCCCCCAUCGCGCAACAAAAAGACGUCGUCCACCGGAAGGACAAACGCAAGCCUCACCUCGAACCUAUCCAGGUUCCGACCCCCGAUUACUCGGAUGACGACAACUUUUCGGAUGAUUCGUUCAUGGAAGAACUGAAGAGCGCCACCGUGGAAGAAGCCAAGCCGAUCUCCGUCGGCAAAUCCCCGCUGUCGCCGGGAUAUUCGAACAACGGGAACGAGAGGACGAGUCCGGACGCCUGGAGGAACUCUCGCGCCGUCUCCAACCCCAGUGCUAUCGGUGGCCAAUCUCCCAACAACCUACAGGCGCUGGCCGUCGGUCGAUCGGUGUCGACCUCGUACGCGGAGAUGGACAGCGCCACGAACCCCGUUCUGGUCGCCAAGAAGAUCAACGUGUCUUCGGGAAUCUCCAAACGCAUCAAGGCGCUGGAGAAGUUCACCGGCAACGCCCCGUCGCAUUCCGCCCCGAACCUGGCCGUCCCGCCUGCGUCGACUUCUUUCGAGACGCUUCGCAAGCGGGCUUCGGUGUCCGUGGGCGGCCACUCGGAUGCGCUCUCCCGUCAGGGAUCAUAUUCACCCGAACCCUUCUCGCGGGCUUCGAGCGUCCGUCGUCCUUCCUCAAGUACCAGUGCUCCGCGAACCACCAACUCCGUCUCCGUUACCGCCCGCAUUGUACGCGACUCAUCGCCGGCGGAGACGAACGGGACCCCCCCAGAGUCGGGCGUCCUUAAUCUCCAGCCCAGUCCGUUGACCGUCGAGCACGACCCUGCCGAUCCAUCGCCUGCGGCACCUAGUCCGCCCCCCGAGUCGGUCCCCAUCCUCAGCACAUCCGACAAGCGCAGCAUGUCGACGUCGUCCGCCGGGUCGGGGCCCCGGUCUAUCUCGCCUACCAUGCAACGCUCGGAGAGCCGAUUGUCGAUUUCAUCGGCGUCUCGCAACGACCGCUCCGCCGACGUGCCGUCGUCACCCGAGGACAAGCGGGAAUCGCGCACGUCUCGGAUUCUGCGCCGGAUGUCGUCCAUCACGUCGAACUCCCGCAAGGGCUCGGUCGGUGCCUUGAGUUCCCCAGUGAAGGAGGAAGAGAGUGUCACCGAAACCAAGACACCCGACGCUGUCGUCGAGGCGCCUCAGGCGGUGGACAUUGGCGAGGUCAACGUGCAGUUUCCGGACACCUUACUGUGGAAACGCCGAUUCAUUCGAAUUGAUGACAAGGGAUUCUUGGUGCUGACUCCGGGGACUACCGAUUCUAGCAAUCGCAACAUGAUCAAGCGAUAUCACCUGAGCGAAUUCCGCACGCCCUGUCUCCCGGACGAGGACUGUCAGGAACUCCCCAACAGCAUUUUGCUGGAAUUUCUUGAUGGAAGGACCCUCCAAUGUGCCUGCGAGUCAAGACAAGGCCAGGCCUUUGUCCUUCAGACUCUUGUCGGGGCUCACACUACUUACCAAUCGACUAUGGCGUAA
Aspergillus affinis is the source of this 3504-nucleotide messenger RNA. Its product is annotated as putative GPI-anchored cell surface glycoprotein. The transcript is spliced from 4 exons. NCBI's taxonomy places the organism in Eukaryota, Fungi, Ascomycota, Eurotiomycetes, Eurotiales, Aspergillaceae. The coding region runs from base 1 to 3504 and encodes 1167 amino acids. The record is from RefSeq and is a predicted model, not a curated record.